Molecule: messenger RNA, 1116 nt
Organism: Paramecium tetraurelia
Lineage: Eukaryota; Ciliophora; Oligohymenophorea; Peniculida; Parameciidae
Exons: 5
Source: RefSeq, a predicted model, not a curated record
AUGCUAACUUAUACAGAUUUUUGUCUUAAACUAGCUAAAAUAAUUAAAGAAGAGUAAAUUGAAUCACUAACUUUGAAAACUCUAGUAGAUGAAACAAUCGACUUAUUAGACAGAUAGUAGCCUCCAGUUGACACAUAUGAAGAAGUAAUUGCCAAGGAAUUAUUGUUUUACAGAACUGAAUGUUAAUAUCUCAAUAAGCUAAGACUCUCACUCUAAAAUUAAGUGAAGCUAUUGCAAAGAUAAUUAUAAGAGGAAAAAGAAACCAAUAUGGAAUUAGCAAAUUUUCUAAAAACGCAAAAACAAGAAUAGUUAUUGAAUAAGACAAAAACAGAAGAGUUAAAUAAUAUAGCAUUAAAAAAUGAAUCCUAAAACGUAAGUGCUCGAUAGCAUAAAAACUGUAAUUAACUACUUUUAAUUGAUUUUUAUUUAGAAUUAAAUAUUACUUAGAGAUAAGCCUUAUAGCCAUAAACAACUAAACAGAUGUAACUAGCUCCUCAUCUUACCAUAGAGAUUAAAAAUAUAAAAACUCCAUUGUUGGAACAUUAAGACCCAAAAAAUCUCAAAGAAUUAUUCCAAUAGUGCGUAUAACAGAUUUCUAGGGAAAAUCAGAUGAGAGGAAAUCAUAUUAAGAAAAAUAAACAAAUGUGCAGUAGAGAUCAUUCAGGACAAUUUAAUAUCAGUGAAGAUUAGAAAGAUGAUAUUUUUUCAAAACUUGAUAUCAAAACCCUGACAGAAAAAUUUUUCUUAAAUCCGCAAUUUUUUAAAAUGAUAGAGGCCUAAAUAUUUGAUGUAAAGUGUUGCAAUAAUAAGGCUUGCCUUUACAAUUUCAAAUAAUCUUAAUUAUCAUCAGAACCAUAACAAAUCUAAAACGAAAGUAAAAUUUUUUAAAUUCCUAAAAAAAUACCAUAAUUUCGAUCAGAUCAUAGAAGUAGAAGUGUAGGCAGACAAGAUGAUUUAAAACUUCAAUAUUAGUAUUUAUUCGCAGAUGUAUUGCGUUUAGAAAGAGAGUUGUGUGCAACCCCUAAAUAAAAUAAAAAUAGAUAAAUUGAAUUAAAAAGUUAAUUGAAAGAUAUUCGUGAAAAACUAUAUCAAUUAUAGUGUAGGAUUUUAAACUGA